Molecule: messenger RNA, 1203 nt
Organism: Pseudogymnoascus destructans
Lineage: Eukaryota; Fungi; Ascomycota; Leotiomycetes; Thelebolales; Thelebolaceae
Exons: 2
Coding region: 1-1203 (400 amino acids)
Biological process (GO): protein phosphorylation
Molecular function (GO): protein kinase activity
Source: RefSeq, a predicted model, not a curated record
AUGUUUAGCAGACGGCCUGAUCGUCUUUUCGUCCAUGGAUUUUAUCUCUUCGGGAAUACCAUGGAAUGCUGGAUGUUCGAUCGAUCUGGGGCCUACAGCUGCGAGCCAUUUGAUAUCGUAGAGCAUCCAGAACGCUUCCUUACAAUCAUGGCUGCUUACGCUUCCAUGCAUGACCGAGAAUGGGGCCGCAAGAAGGACGGCGAGGGCACCUACGUUUGUGUGGAGGAUGAGAAUAAAAAAGUGACAGGGAAGAUGUACCUCGAGACCCCGCCAUUUUUCAUCAGAGACGAGGAAGUCAUCGCCAGAGGCAGCCUUUUAUGCCAUAGAGGCAGGGAAUCUUCUAAGGCGCCAUGGAAUUUUGUGGUUAAAUACAAGUGGAAGCCGCCGUGGCAUGAACCAGAGGCAGAACAGCUAAAAAGGGUCCGGGACAGGAAUGUCUGGGGGGUUGUUCAAUUCCAUAGCUACAAUCUUAUUGAUAAAACUGAGGACCUCCGAAGCGGCCUAAUCUUUGGUUCGCCACAAGAGUUUAAGGAUACAGAAGAUACGAGCGCGGCAGUCGUCGGUGCGAAGGCUCUGCUUGAAACGUUUGAGGAAAACCGACCCAACCUCCCAAAGAGCCCUGGGUACCGCAGUACUGUAUUCAGCUGCUUGAUUAUUUCGUCCUCUGGUACUUCAAUCUUCGAAUACGAGAACCUCCAUCAGCUUUUAGAGGUCUUCCAUGAUGCCAUCAAGGCUCAUCGAUCUCUGUAUCAAGAUGGCGGCAUCCUCCAUAGGGACAUUGCAGCCUCCAACAUAAUAAUUGUUCCUCCCACAACUUCGGCAGAGUCACCAAAGGGCAUGCUUAUUGAUCUCGACACGGCCUGGGAUACCGCUCGCGGCCCAACACCUCAAGGUUCUAUGGUAGGAACUUCACCCUUCAUGGCCAUCGGCGCUCUCGAAGCACACGUUCAGAAUAACCCGCGCACCUACCGCCACGACCUCGAGUCCUUCUUCUACGUCUUUCUCUUCAUCGCCAUCUGCCCACGCGAAGAAGACGGCACCAAAGCCGAGGAACUGCCCAGAACAAGCCGGCUCCUGCAGUGGAGACAGCAUAAGCAACAGCAGGUGCGCAAGACGGCGGAUAUGGGGGAGAAAGGAUUCGAGGCUGUCUUGGAGGAGUUUUCGCCGGAAUUUAAGUGUUUGAAGGAGCCCUGUUUCCAUUGA